Molecule: messenger RNA, 405 nt
Organism: Emiliania huxleyi CCMP1516
Lineage: Eukaryota; Haptophyta; Isochrysidales; Noelaerhabdaceae
Exons: 3
Coding region: 1-405 (134 amino acids)
Molecular function (GO): RNA-DNA hybrid ribonuclease activity; nucleic acid binding
Source: RefSeq, a predicted model, not a curated record
AUGAAGGACUACGAGCUCGUCCUCUCCCUUUGGCAACGCCUUCGCGCCAAACACACCGUGACGUGGAGGCAUGUGAAGGGUCACAGCGACAACAAAUGGAACGACUACGUCGACGAGCUAGCUACUCGCGGCAGGCAGGGUGACAGAGGCUCAAACGCUGCCGAGUGGGCGGACGACACCAUCCCGACGGACACUCCCGACGAGGGAAGCAACGCGGAGGGGGGCGACAGCAGUACCAUUGGACACGGAGCAACGGGCGGCGGCCAGGACUCGGAGAGGCAAGAUGGUAGCGACACCGACUGGUAUGUGCUGCUAGAUUUCACGGAGCUGAGCUCGUAUCUGCCUUUGGUAAGCAGUUUUGAGUUCGGUAAUGUCUGCGGUAAGCUAUUUCCCAAGUACUCGUAA